AUGGCUCCCCUUAUGCCCGUCGCCGUCUUUGGCUUGGAGGUUCCUCCUGGCGAGAUCCUCAUUCCCGCCGCCUCCGAGUUCCCUGCUAUCAUUCACAUCACCAUGGCUGCCCUCGAUCCUACCAAGGCUCCUGAGGCCAACGGCCAGGGCAACGUCCCCGCUCUCCCCCGCUCGACCCUGAAGAUCAUCAAGGCUACUGGCCACGACCACGACGAUGAUGACGAGGAGGAGGACGAGUACCUCCAGUCUCUCCUUGGCGGCGGUGACUCCGACGAUGAGGCCAACGGUGGCCCCAGCGAUCCCUCCAAGUCCAAGAAGGCCAAGCAGGAGGCUGCCAUCAAGAAGCUUAUGGCUGCUACCCAGGAGGAGUCUGAUGAGGAGAUGGAGGACGUCAAGCCCAAGAAGGGCAAGGGUAAGGCCAAGGCCGAGGAGUCCGACGAGGAGGAGAGCGAUGAGGAGAGCGACUGCUGCGGCGAGGAUGACCUCCAGCUCGAGGACUACGUUGUCUGCACUCUCGACACUGAGCGCAACUACCAGCAGCCCAUUAACAUCACCAUCGGCGAGGGCGAGAAGGUCUUCUUCUGCGUCCAGGGUACGCACUCUGUCUACCUCACCGGUAACUUCGUUGUCCCCGAGGAUGACGACGAGGACAGCGAGGAUGAUGAGGAUGAGUCCGACGACGAGGAUUACGACUUCCCCCUUGGCGGCGAGGAUGACGAUUCCGAUGACAUGAGCGACGAGCUCGACGAGCUUGACGGCACCCCCCGUGUCAAGGAGAUCACCUCGGAAGAUGAGGAGGCUCCCAAGCUUAUCGACACCAGCAAGAAGGGCAAGAAGCGUGCCGCCGAGGAGGAUCUUGAUGCCAUGAUCUCCAAGGAUGACAAGAAGCUCAGCAAGAAGCAGCAGAAGAAGCAGAAGGUUGAGGAGGCCAAGAAGGAGGAGCCUAAGAAGGAGGAGGCCAAGAAGGAGACCAAGUCCGACAAGAAGGUCCAGUUCGCCAAGAACCUCGAGCAGGGUCCUACUGGCCCUGCCAAGGACAAGCUUGAGAACAAGAAGCCCGUCUCCACCGUCAAGGUCGUCCAGGGCGUCACCAUCGACGACAGGAAGGUUGGUACCGGCCGUACUGCCAAGAACGGCGACCGUGUCGGCAUGCGCUACAUCGGAAAGCUCCAGAACGGCAAGGUCUUCGAUUCUAACAAGAAGGGUGCCCCGUUCUCCUUCAAGCUCGGCAAGGGUGAGGUCAUCAAGGGCUGGGACAUCGGUGUUGCCGGCAUGGCUGUCGGUGGCGAGCGUCGCCUCACCAUCCCUGCCCACCACGCCUACGGCAGCCGCGCCCUUCCCGGCAUCCCCCCCAACAGCACCUUGAUCUUCGACGUCAAGCUCCUCGAGAUCAAGUAA
This is a messenger RNA of Sordaria macrospora k-hell, 1398 nucleotides long. RefSeq lists its product as uncharacterized. The record is from RefSeq and is a predicted model, not a curated record. Lineage: Eukaryota; Fungi; Ascomycota; Sordariomycetes; Sordariales; Sordariaceae. Gene Ontology annotation, cellular component: nucleolus; chromatin. Gene Ontology annotation, molecular function: peptidyl-prolyl cis-trans isomerase activity.